This is a messenger RNA of Ostertagia ostertagi, 195 nucleotides long. Lineage: Eukaryota; Metazoa; Nematoda; Chromadorea; Rhabditida; Trichostrongylidae. The record is from the annotation of a GenBank genome assembly.
AUGCCAUUUAUUUUGUUCUUCACCUUUCAAUGGCAUAUUUUACUACUCUAUGCCGCCUGGUAUUAUUACGAUAGGAACUCGCCAAAACGUGGCGGAUAUGCUAGUGAAUGGGUUCAACGAUGGACAGUGCACAAAUGGUUUGCCGACUACUUCCGUCACUUUCUUCAAACAAAACGUGUCGAUCUAUCACCGUAA